Magnolia sinica is the source of this 1671-nucleotide messenger RNA. RefSeq names its product pentatricopeptide repeat-containing protein At5g66520-like. Gene Ontology annotation, molecular function: protein binding; RNA binding. Lineage: Eukaryota; Viridiplantae; Streptophyta; Magnoliopsida; Magnoliales; Magnoliaceae. The coding region runs from base 1 to 1671 and encodes 556 amino acids. Gene Ontology annotation, biological process: RNA modification. The record is from RefSeq and is a predicted model, not a curated record. The transcript has a single exon.
AUGAGCAGAAGAUUUUACAAAUCUACCCCACUUUUCUGCAAGAAAUUCCUGCAUCUCUCCCAUUCAAAGAGAAACGCAAAAAAUCCAUUCCCUCCCCCACCACAACCAGAUCUUCCAUACCUCUCCCUCUUAGAACGAUGCCGAAACAUGACAGAACUGAAGGAAAUCCAUGCCCAAUUCAUCACCCUCGGCCUCGUCCGUUACACCUACAUCACGAGCCGGAUCCUUGCGUUCUGUGCGAUAUCUGAUAAUGGGGAUUUGGAUUAUGCGUUCCACCUUUUCAACCGGAUCGAGCUGCCCACCAUCUUCAAUUGGAACAUCAUGAUCAAAGGCUACUCGAAAAGCUCGGAACCCAAAAAGGGUCUCUUAAUUUUUAUCCGGAUGCGGGCUGAGCGGGUCGAGCCCAAUAUGCAUACUUUCCCCUUUGUGAUCAAGGCGUGUGUUGAUUUGUGUUCGCUGUCUGAAAUUCAUGGGCAGAUUAUGAAGUUCGGUUUUGAUCUUGAUGUCUAUGUAGUCAGUUCUCUGAUCAAGUGUUACUUGAAGUGUGGAGGAGUUGAUCUUGCCCGCCGAGUGUUUGAUAGAAGUCCGAAUAAAAACAUUGUCUCAUGGACGAGUUUAAUUAGUGGGUAUUGUAGCCUUGGGCUAGUUGACGAUGCUCGCCAUGUUUUCAAUGAGAUGCCUGAAAGAAAUGAUGUUUCUUGGAGCGCCAUGAUUUCGGGUUACGUGCAGAAUGAGUGUUUUGAUGAGGCGAUUGGGUUGUUCCGCAAAUUGAGGGGGCAGAUGAAUGUGAAGCCCAACCAGUCCAUUUUGGUGAGCGUUCUUAAUGCGUGUGCUGGUUUAGGUGCUUCAGAAGAGGGGAAAUGGGUGCAUUCUUACAUGGAUGAGAAUGGAAUUGACUAUGGGCUAGAGCUAGGAACUGCACUAGUUGAUUUCUAUUCGAAAUGUGGGUGUGUAGAAAGCGCACAGAAAGUGUUUUAUAAGAUGCCUAGAAAAGAUGUCAUGGCAUGGAGUGCGAUGAUUAUGGGUCUAGCCAUCAAUGGGCACAGUGAUUUGGCUCUUGCGGUCUUUGCUGAGAUGGAGAGAAGUGGAACCAAACCAAAUGAAAUCACCUUUAUCAGCAUCCUGAGCGCAUGUAAUCACGGAGGCCUAGUCGAUCAAGGGUGGGAUUGUUUCAAACUCAUGAUUCAUGUCUAUGGCAUCUCACCUAUGAUUGAACACUACGGGUGCAUGGUCGAUCUGUUGGGCCGUGCCGGGCAUCUGGCAGAUGCAGAGCAAUUGAUCAGCAGCAUGCCCAUGGAGCCCGAUGCCAUCGUAUGGGGGGCAUUGCUUAAUGGGUGCAUCAUGCAUGGGCACGUGGAGUUGGGUGAGAGAGUGGGGAGGCAUCUGAUCAAGCUAGAGCCACGCCAUAGUGGGCGGUAUGUGCUUUUGGCUAACAUGUAUGCUGGCAUGGGUAGAUGGGAGGGUGUGUUGGGCAUAAGGAAGAUAAUGAGGGAGAGGAGAGUGGUGACAGUUCCUGGCUGUAGCUACAUUGAGGUAAAUGGGGUUGUGCAUAGAUUCCUUGUUGAUGACAAAUCACAUUCCCAAUCAAAUGAUGUUUACAAGAUGUUGAAUGAACUCAACAUGGAACUGGUUUCAUCAAGCAAUGGAAGAAUCAUGACUGGAAGUUCAUAG